Haplochromis burtoni (Burton's mouthbrooder) is the source of this 9560-nucleotide messenger RNA. RefSeq names its product zinc finger protein 703. Bases 475 to 2271 code for a protein of 598 amino acids. The record is from RefSeq and is a predicted model, not a curated record. Gene Ontology annotation, biological process: negative regulation of DNA-templated transcription. Gene Ontology annotation, cellular component: nucleus. The transcript is spliced from 2 exons. Lineage: Eukaryota; Metazoa; Chordata; Actinopteri; Cichliformes; Cichlidae.
GCGGCUGCUGCACUUUGAAGUCCGCCAGUUGUGAUCAGUGAGCUGCUGAAGUCCUGCACGGAGACACGCAGUGGGACGUUUCCCGAGCACUCGGACUCUCAAGUGGCUCUUUUCUCGUUUGCGCCUUGCCAAAAAGGACACCGUGCUCUUUUUUGUGGACUUUAUUAUUAUUGUUAUUUAUUUAUUUUUUUAUUUUGUGGGGUUUGAAGUCGGAAUACAGGAGACGUGUUUGGGACGAGGAUGCUCCAAAUGAAGUAGCGCACUGGGGCUGAAAGGCUUCUCCGUCCUUCGGGACAUUUAAGGACGCCCGUCUGUGUUUCAUGUCCGCUGGAUUAUAUUUACCAAACCCAUUUUGAAUCAUUAUUUUUAUUUAUUUUCUUUUUUUAUCCUUUAUUUUAUUAUUACUAUUUUUUAUAAGUUUUUUUUAAAAAUAAAGUAACGCACGUCCACGGCCACCCCUGCGCCCUCUCUCCAAUGAAAUAUCUCCCUUCAGGAUCAGCUGCUGAUCGAGUUAGCGCGCGGAUCGAGCUCAGUGAGACCAGCGUUCCUAAGAAGUCCCGUCCCGGUGCUGCGCUCUCUUUGUUGACCCCUCUGGACCCACUUCGACAGGCAAAGCGGCUUCCUAUCCGAGUUAUCAAGAUGUUGACGGCGCACACCGGACACUUGCUACACCCGGAAUAUUUACAGCCUCUAACACCCGCACCAGUGAGCAUCGAGCUGGAUGCAAAGAAGAGUCCCCUUGCCCUGCUUGCUCAGACCUGCUCUCAAAUUGGUAAACCAGACCCUCCUUCUUCCUCCAAGCUCAACUCCUCCUGCAGUCAGGGGGACAAGGAGCCCAGCAGUCGGUCAUCUGUCUCCAGCCUGAAGCUCGGCGAGCACCGCCACGCCCUGGAGGACAAAUCCAGCUUCAAGCCCUACAACAAAGGCAGCGGUGAAUGUCGCAGAGACGGAGCCACCAGCAGCAGCGGCUCCGGCAGUGACAAAGUCGGCUUCAGGGUGCCCAGCAGCAGUAGCACUACCGCUAAUGGAAAUUCAACCAGUGGCCAGCAGUCCUAUCCGCCUCACGCUGUGUCGCCCAGCUCCAGAGCCAGGAGCAGCACCCCACCGGGACAUGCUCAGCAGCUUUCCAAACAGAGCCACUCUCCAGGUGGACAGCACGCCCCACACUCCCAGAGUCCCACUGGUGAAUCUGCACGUGACCAGAGCAGUCCCACCAGCACGAGCAGCAAUAAUAAUAACAACAAUAACAUAAAUCCCAAAAAAGACGCUGAGGUAAACAAGGCCAGCUCGGACAGCCCGCACCACGCUAACUCCAGUCACGUUCGGGCCAGCACAAACUGCAGUAACGGAAGCUCUGACGGAGGCUCCAACCAUGACGCAGGCAAAGCAGAGCCCACCCAGCCUAACCUCGGCCCUGGACACGUUACGCCCAUUUCUCCUUAUAAGACCAGCCAGCCGCUCUUCCCUCUGCCUUCCUCAAAUAUGGGCUACCAUGGAUCUGUAGUGGGGGGCUACGCAGGCUACCCAUCCCAGUUUGUUCCUGGACUGGACCCGACCAAGUCGAGCCUGAGCGUGGGCAGCAUGGGCGUACCAGGAAAGCACCCAAGCUCCAGCCCUCUUACGGGCGCCUCCCCUCCCUCCUUCAUGCAGGGUUUAUGCAGGGACCCUUACUGUCUAAGUUACCCAAGUGUAUCCCAUCUUGGUGGAAGCAACUGCAACUCCUGCAUCCACGACCCUUCCUCCACCCUCAAAUCCAGCUUCCCACUGGUGUAUCCCUCCCACCACCUCCACUCUCUCCACCAAAGCUCCUUGUCAUCCAGUGCAUCCUCCUCCCUCUCUCAUCCCCUCUACACGUACGGCUUCAUGCUCCCCAACGAUCCCCUGCCACACGCUUGCAACUGGGUCUCAGCCGGAGGGCCGUGCGACAAGCGCUUCGCAACGUCAGACGAACUCCUGGCUCACCUCCGCACGCACACAGCCCUGCCGGUGGGGAUGGACAGUAAGCUGCUCUCUGCUUCCUCCUCAGGGCCUGCCUCCUGCCACCUUCACCUCCCACAUCAGAACAGUCCAGGCUCCAUGCCCAGCUCUCUUUCUCUCAGGGCUCCCCCCAGCCUGGGUCUGGCUCGCUAUCACCCCUACAGUAAGGUCCAUCUCCCCUCUGGACCUUCCUCCAUCUCCCUGCACUCUCUGCCCACCACAGGUCCAUACUACCCUCAUUACGCACUCUACAGUCAAAGACUGGGGUCUGCGUCGGCUCUGGGAUACCAGUGAUGCACCACCUACUUAAAUCUUUAGAGGAAUGGUUCAACGUGUUGGGAAAUAAUGCUUAUUUGUAUCCUGGCUAAGAGUCAGAUGAGAAGAUUGACGCCGCUGGCGAAUUUCUAUUUUAAAUAUGAAGCCAGUUCAUUUAGCUUAGCUUAGCAUGGAGAAGGGGUAAAAUACUGAACGAGCUAGCAGAGAUUUUAGCUGAGGAGCAGGUUAACACGUGCCCCUCACAGAGUUCAUUCCAUCUUCAGCCUGUAUGCUAAGCUUAGUAUCUGCUGGCUGUCGCUUCAUAUUGAGUGUGUGUGUUCAUCUGCUCAGCCAGGACGUUAAUAAGCACCCUCCCCAAAACGUCUUGAUGGUUACUUUAACUUUAAUCACUGCAACUUGCUGCUUCCUUUGACUUCGCAGCAGCUUCAAGUGGAACUGGGAGGGACUUGCGACUCCUGGAUUUUAACUUGAGAGCAUCUUCAACUUUUUUUUUCUUGGUUCUUUAUACAUUAUCUGUUUAUACAAGAUUUGUUGUUUCAAACCAGGACCUACUGCUAAAAUUCAGUGGACACGCAGCUCUUGCAUGUCUGCACAUUGCUCGGAUGCUUCUGCAGCAGGCGCGACUGCUCUGAGAGGACACUUGCCGCCCUGUGGACUCGCCUGAUUGAUGGAUGGACGCUGCGUGACAGCUCUUGGAUUUUCAGGGGGUUCUCGUUGCAAAUGUUGAUGAUGAUGAUUUUGAAAUGGCAGCGAGCUCCAGCAUCGGGAUCGGUGUUAGUGUGACUGCAGUGGCUUUCUCCCUGCAUCAGAUGCCUGUAAGCUCAGCGCAGUGCACACACUUGGUUUGCCCCCGUGGUUUGUGAUCAUCUGUUUUGGUUCCUUGGUUUUUUUUUUUCUUUUAUUCCUACUGAGAACUUGUAUUUAUUUUAUAAAAGGGGAGCUGACUGUAAAGUUUACCACAUAAAUCUCUCCUCGUUUUCAAGUGCACACACGGCAGGUGUGGAAUGCGUUGUGUCUUAAAACUUCUCCGAGAAUGAAUGUUACAGUCACAUCUCUCUCCGAGCUCCUCGCCUCUUUUGAUUGUUUUUAUUUUCACACGGCAAAUCGACUGAGAUGUGAUAUUUUUUGUAAACUUGGAGCACCCUGUGGUGGGAUCCAAUGAAAGGGGAGGUCAUAUUUUAGUAAAUAAAUAACACUGAAGAUGUAUAUUUUGUUGUCUUCAUUUCUGAUGUGAAUGGCUUUCAGUCAAAGAUUUCUCUUUAUUAGCUUUUUGUAGUGCAUUUGUUAACCCAAGGUUUAAUUCACUGUGUUGCCUUUGUUGGAAAUACUUGACAACCAACACCUGACAAAUGAUAUUUCUUGAUUAAUAACGAGACGUUUACUUAUGUCAGCACUUCUCAGAAAAAUCAGUACCGACAAGAAAAGUGUCCGAAACAUUUCCCAGACCAGUUCUGCCACUUUGCAGAUUCCUACCUUUUAAAGGAAAAACAAGUGAAGUGGUGAAAGGCAGGCGUAAACCCUUCUGAGCAUAUAUGUCAGCGAGGCGACAGUAUAGGUGAUCCAGAUGUGUACAGGCAGCUAUUCUUGCAGCGAAAACAGUUACUUGAUUGACGACGUCGGGUGUGCUUUACCGUUGAGCUCCAGCUUAUUCCGUGUCAACCUCAAGCUAAAGCAUCCUGAUUUAAUGCUCCCAGAUUUAGCGUUCAAGUGCGCUUCGUGAAAAAUGGCGACAUUUGUGCCUGUCGAGCCUGUCGAGAUGUAAUGUAUAUACACUGUAGCCACUAGCAGCAGCUUUCCGUGCGAUCGAGACGGAGCCCUGACAGUUGCUCAGGUUACCGCAGCCAGCGCGUGAUUGGCAGCAGUAAUAUGCCAUUUCCUAGCAACAUGACUCCGUGACACCCUUGGCAAAGUAUAGAUGACCCAUGCUGGUCAAUCACAACUCUGACAAGGCUCCCAGAGGGGUCAAAGCGGCCUGUAACAAGAGAGAGUGCUCCUGUUUCAGUGGUCUGACUUGCUGUUGUGGGGCUGUCUGAGUUCGGCAGCCCCCCCCCCCCCGAGUGUUUUGUGUUGUCAGAUAUGCCCCAGAAAACAGACACGCUUUAGUUUAUUAGCUCUAAGAAAUAAGUUGGCAGUUGUUACCAGUUAAGUUUCACUUCUCUCUUUCAGUGACAGACUUGAGGAUAUUUUGAGUUGUUUUCGUUGGAUUUCUCUCCACAUUUCCUCUUCAGGUGUUAUCAGUCACUUGUGUUUACUGUAGCAAAGAUGCUAUGGCGUUGGAUUGGGAUGCCACCUAUUGGUGACCAGUGAUAUCUGUAUGUUACCAGGAGGCAACAUCACCUGCCUCUGUGGUAAUCUUCUACUCAUUUGCUUGAAAAUGGUUUAAGUAAUGUUAAUGAAAUUAUUCAAGAGGCCAAAAAUGGAAAAAGGCCAUGCACGCCUUUCUUUUUGCUGAAGGGUAGUAACCCAGUUUUUUAUUUCUUUCGGAGGUGAAAACACCUCUCAACAUUUUGUCAUCCCAAAUUUAGAUUUAACCCUUUCCUUGUGAAAUGUAUCACCUCAGUUUAAUAUUAAAGAUCAGUUAUAAAUUUGAGGUCACAAAAUAUCAGCAGAUCCACUUUAUAUUAGUUUAGGGUAGCAAAAAAUGUUAGGGGGUUCAACCCCCAGUGGAUGUUUAGCUCAUUCUACAACAGUGAUAAUAACUCAUUCACCACCACAAGUUAUUAAAAAAUAUAGAGCGGCUUUUGGCAACUUCUAAUUACGUUUGUAAUAUCCAAUCUGGUGUUUAAACACAUUUACAGUCUUCAGAUAUUAAGGUUUAAAUUACACUAUGACUUUAUAUUUACUAAUGCCGAGGCAAACUGAACCAGUCCAGUGCUGUGAUAUUAUCACAGGACACUGAGGGGGUGUUUUGCAAUGAAUCCUGGUGACACUGGUAAUUUGUUUUUCCUAGUGGCCCCAUGAGGUUAGUAUGUUUGAUUUAGAGCAACUCAACUCCUAUGGGAUGAAUUACCAAACAAUUUUCUACAGACAAUAACUUUUCUGCGUUGACCUGGAGGUGAGACAAACAACAUCAUUACACAAAACAAAACAAGAUGAAGAACACGGUUUCACGAAACAAAAGCAUUCAGGAUAUGUUUCCAUUUUAUUGUUUUGUGAAAUAUUCUUUAUUUCUUUCUAAUUUUUCAUUUUAGGUCCACCAUACCUUGAAGCCUGUUUAGCUAGCUUACAAAAAACAAACAAAAUUCUCUGUAAUUUAAUAUAUAGAUAAAAUUUUAGAUCUAAAUCAACUAAUUUAAAUAAGGCAAGUGACAUUUAAUUAAAAUUUACUUAUAUAGCACCAAAUUGUAACAGUCACUUCAAGUUGCUUUUUUAUAUUGUAAGGUAGAGACACUAAAAUCAUGGAGAGAAACCCCCAACAUCCAGCCAACCAUCUAUGAACAAGCACUUGGAGACAGUGAGAAGAGAAAACUCCCUUUUAACAGGAAGAAAUCUCUGACAGGAUUUUCAUUAUAAAAACACAGAAAAAUGCUAUGAAAAUAAUUCAGUAACCACAGAGGUCUUGAGUCCCGCCCAGCUCUUAAAAAAAUAACCGCAUUGUAAUGGUUUUUUAAAUCUAAUUUUAAAAGAAAAAUCUAAUUAAUAUGUGCAAUAAUUCUAAUCUCAACUUUUCUUCUUCAGAAACUCACAAUCAAAUGCAACAAUACAAACAGUUUAAGAUGCUAGCAUUAAACCAUCCUUCCACUUGUUUGGCCAGUUGUACCGUUUAUUUAACAUUAAAUAUAAAAAAAUGUCAAAAUGCAUUAUCAUAAAAUACUGUUAGUUUAAAGAAAGAAUUAAUAAAUAUUGCACUAUAGUAGAUUCCAGAGAAAUCACACUGUUUUGUUGCCAGAUUUUUUUUUUUUUUGCUUUCUUGUGCCUGCAGCACUUUACCCUCUUCUACCCACAUAUGAAAAUCACUAGACAGCGAUAAAGACAUCUUAUUCCACUGAUGUCUUGAUGUCCAAGUUUGAAGUCAAUAAAUGUGUGGAAAAAAAGACUCACUGCAUGAAUGAGUCAGUAAAUGAAGCAGUGAAUGAUGGUUAGGUUAUGGUUGAUCUUUCCACGAGGGAGCGUGACUGUUCCCCUCUAUCAGCCCAUCGCAGCAGCUGCAUCAUCACUUGCAAAGCCAACAAACCACGUGCACAACAUUUCUUCUUUCUUCAGCGAUGGCCCUCACACCAAGGCUUUCUAGCUGCAGGAUAUUACAGACAGCAACCCUGACUGCAACUAAAUAACAUGAAUUAAGAAGCUGGACGGUCUCAGUUAGCGUUAGCUAGCUUGGUUAGCAAAACCAUUAACAAACAUACAGGCUAAUUAGCGCCACGUAACAGACUAAUGAAAUAUUUCAGUUUUAUGGUAAAUUCUAGGAUGGUCUGCACCACAUAGCACAUCACAGUAUUAUUCAGAUAAACCAUUAAAAAUGCUCCAACAUAGUGGAUGAGGCCUAGCAGACACAUGACCGCACUAUCACCUGUCAGUCAAUGCGGUCAUGCACCCAACUCCAGUAUUCAGAUGGAUGUGUUGUUAACAAAAAACAACAAAAAAACUCACUGAGAUGUGUUACACAUGGGAAGACUAUACAUAGAGGCCAAAAAUUGUAUUCAGGUUGUUAAUAUGCUUUUUUUUAUGCUGUAUAGUUGAACGUUUUAACAUGGGAGUCUAAGGACAAUGACUCCAUUUAGCAGCCAGCCUGAAAUGGCACCGAGAGGAUCUUCUGCAUUGGGUUCAUGUUUUUUAUCUCUGGAGAGUACCACUUGGCACAGCUCAUUGACUGUAUAAAAGUCAGUGAACACAGUCAUGUGUGCGCUGACUUGCAGCAACCUCACAGAGCUGCUGACUGUAUGAAAUCUUCAUAGAAAGGGACACAAUGUUUACAGUUUUUGCAUUUUAAACAUUGUAAACAUACUUUACUUAUUAACCACUGAUUCAGGUUUGUUUUGAGUAGUCGUUAUAUUUAUUUCUUUUUUCCUCAAACCUUUUUUGGGGGGACGAAAUGUUCUGUGCAAAGGGAACUGAGAAGCAGCAGGAGGGGAGAUGGAGGGCACCCACUGACUAUUACAUCUAUAUUUAAACAAUAUGGUUUACCCAUGGUUUCAUCCAUCACAUAACAGCGCUGCUUUUCCAAUGUGUUGGUUGCAGACAUCUUUGUUUUCUUUUUAAAUUUAGCACUCUAAUUUAAAACCAGUGUUGCGAACACAUUUCGCUGUAAUGUAUAAAAAGCCUUCUGGUAUUAUUCUGGUUGAUAUAAGUGAGUCCUUGGAGCAGCCUGACAGCCCUGAUGAUUAAUGGUGACAGACUGUGGAGCUGCCCCUUCAUUACAUGACAAGCCUCUAACCUCUCUAUCAGCCCAAACCGGUGCAGAUGAAACACUGGGAGAAAUUAGAUUUAAGAAAUGCAGAUUUUUUUUAAAUCGAUCGAUUGAUCUCCAGAAUUUUUUGUUGUGUCUUCUCCUUUGAUGUCAGACGCUGUGAAAUUUCCUGCAUUAAAAUCAUUAGGCGUAGUCACAAAUUACAAACAUCUGCCCCGAUGCUUCUUUUCUGACUCGUCUCUGAGUUACAGAUCACACACUAUUUCCCAGAAAUGGACUCCUCUGCUUUCAUUUUGUCUUCUCUCCAACUUUAUCACUUCAUCCAUCAUCCGACUAUGAGGGCUUUUCAAGCAGUCCAAAAAUAAAGCGGACACAGAUGUCAGCCAUGCUGUACUGAUGUUUCUAAACCACCAUAAACCCAUCACUUACAUCCACCCACGGGCUGGGAGAAAUGUUGAAAAUACACUUUUCUUGCUUAAAGAAAAAAGAAAAAAAGCUUUGUCACCCCAUCCACUACACUACUACUCGUAUGUUAAAUUACCCACAUCCAACAAUAAAUCUGCCUGCACUGGAGCAGGUAUUUUUAUUUCUGAAAAAAAGAAUUACUGAGACCUCUCUUGCCUUAUGGCUUUUUUUUUAAGUCAACAGAAUGAGUUUAGUGGUGUACAAGAGGGCAAAUGCAAUUAUGGCUUCUCUGCUAAUGUGCAUGGCCCCAGCUGGUUUUUAUCUGGCUGAGCUGUAAGGGCUCCUAGAUCAGUUGUCAGCUCUCAUGCAUCAUAAACCCAGUGCUUAACAGAGAAACGUGCUUUGGCAGUGACCAGUGGAGGCCUGGAGGCCAGCAGCGGCUGCCGGUGGUUUUGGCACAUGGAGAGAGGGGGACACGAUCCUCUGCCUUCCGCAUCUGGAUCCUCACAGCCACAUUCUCUCAUUCCUCGUGGUUUUUACCCUCUUCACGAACACAACACGCCAUAAUUGGCUAGUGUGACCCAUAGCAGACGCCACGCCGGAGACUUUGGGAGGUCAAAGAAAAGGCUCCAAAAUACACACAUGUGGACGGCAACAUAAAGCAAGACAGAGAGAGCUAUCUGAUUGAGAAAGAGAGAGAGAGAGAAGCUUCAUGGAAAUAAGCAGACGUGAUUACUCAAAUACAGUCAUUAAGGAGGAAACGUUGUUUUUCAAGCUGUCAGGAUGAUUAAUGAUCGAGAGCAAAUUCCACUCAAAUGCUGUUGUUUAGUCUAACCAGCAGACCUGAUCUUUGCCACUAUGUUACAACAGAAAUGAUGUGUGCGUCCAGCAAUGUGGUGUGUUGAAGUGAAAAAAAGGCAAAAUACUGAAAUAGAUACAGGGAAAAGAAUGUGUCACACGUUUUGUCAUUCCUGUAGUGACUGCUACUAGUAUUCCAAGAGGGAUGAGAAAUGCACGUCACAUAAUCUGCAAAUAAAAAGCAGAUUUGCAAACGUGUACAAGAAUUUGCAUAAAAUGUCAUGUUUAUAACUCCAUUACCCAAACAAAUGCUGCUCAGUUUGGGGCACACUGAACAUCAAGUUGCUUUUAAACAUUCACUGAUUUAGCAGAUCAUUCGUAUGUAAAUGCACAGUCAUAUGCUACCUUUCCACAUGAAGUAUGAAGGAAUACUUCUUUUUAUUGCGCUCAUAUUAGCGCCUUUUAUUAGCAUGCGUGGCUAGCCACAAAUGAACAUGUUGUAGGCUUAUGUUAAAAAACCAAUACAUUUAUCUCAAACGGCACAUUCACUAAUUAAUAUUUGCUAAUUUUAUGCCAGAUGAAAGCUAAGCUAAUACCAUUAGCAAGGAAUGCACGCGUCCUUAACAGUUACCUUGCUAGUAGCUACCUGCAUUUAGGAUAUUUAGGAUAAAAUAAUAAGUGCACUCUGGGGUACAUACCUGGAGAAGGGUCAGGCAGUCAAAAGCUGAAGCAAAACACCCCUUGCAAUAAAAUAUAA